Messenger RNA from Acanthosepion pharaonis, 465 nucleotides. NCBI's taxonomy places the organism in Eukaryota, Metazoa, Mollusca, Cephalopoda, Sepiida, Sepiidae. The record is from the annotation of a GenBank genome assembly.
AUGUGCAGCCGUCAGCUUAACACCGGGGAUGAGUUCUAUUUGAUGGAGGAUAGAAAAUUGGUGUGUAAAGGCGACUACGAGGCCGCCAAGGCUAGAGUUUUUUUUUUUUUUCUUUUAUUCAUUCUGUCGGUCUGUUUGGCCUUUUCAAAUCUUUGGUUUUUCUUUCUUUUCUCUUUUAUUGUUUUUCCUUCAUUUAUUCAUUUGUACUCUUUUUCAUUAUUUUCAGUUAUUCUUUGUCAUUUUUUCAUUCGUAACAUUUUUUUCAGUAUUUUCCUUCUUUCCUGCUUUCAUUCGUAUUUUCUUUCAUUUUUUUCACUUAUUCUUUACUCUGUUUUCAAUUUCAUUCUUCAAAUUUUUAAAUAUUCAUUUUCUUCUUCAUUUUAUAUUUAUGAACUUUCUUUCAUUCCUUCUUUCUUUCUUUCUUUCUUUUUUUUCUUUCAUUCGCUCCUUCUUUAUUCUUUCUAA